This is a messenger RNA of Conger conger (European conger), 505 nucleotides long. Its product is annotated as sialate:O-sulfotransferase 1-like. The transcript is spliced from 2 exons. Lineage: Eukaryota; Metazoa; Chordata; Actinopteri; Anguilliformes; Congridae. The record is from RefSeq and is a predicted model, not a curated record. Gene Ontology annotation, molecular function: sulfotransferase activity. Bases 13 to 489 code for a protein of 158 amino acids.
GGCAGGCACGAGAUGGAGAUGUACGACGCCGCCGUGCUGCUGAUCCGCAACCCGUACCGCUGCCUGCUGGCCGAGUUCAACCGCAAGUGUGCAGGACACAUGGGCUACGCCUCCGAGCAGCACUGGAGGGGCCAAGAGUGGCCGGAGUUUGUGGGCAGCUACGCCCCCUGGUGGGCGUCCCAUGUGCUGGACUGGCUGCGCUUCAGCCGCAGGCUGCUGGUGCUGCACUACGAGGAGCUGCAGGGGGCGCUGUUCCCCACGCUGCACACACUCACCUCCUUCCUCAACACCAGCGUGAGCCCAGAGAGGCUGCUCUGCACCGAGAUCAACCAGGACGGCCACUUCAAACGCCCAGCCGGCCGCCAGCGCCCCCUCCACCCCUUCACCCCGGAGAUGAGGCGGCUCAUCGACGGCUACAUCCGGACCGUGGACCAGGCCCUCCGGGAGAGGAACCACUCCGGCCUGCCUUCAGAGUACCUGCCCAGAUGAUGAGGGCCUCAGUCAG